GGGUACAUUCAUCCUCCCGGCAAUCAUGCAUUCACCACCCUCACAAAAACAUAAAAUAGUUAACAACCCCUAAAUUUAAAUAUUGACAACAGUCGCAAUCGCCACUGGUUUAUAAUUCUUUACAUGAAAAACUUUUAAAUUACACCAAGCGCCGCGGGAGGAAAGACCUGAAGCAACUGAAAAGGAGAGCUAAAGAGCCGCCUCUCCUACUUUUCCAUCAACUUUUCCUUCGAACAAUCGAUGCCGAUUUUCGCUCAAUACUCGCUUGCUCUCCGGCCAUUCUCCGGCGCUCCACCGAGGGCUCUCAUUUUUCGAUCUCCUGUAAGUGAUCAGCUUGCUUUCUUGCCAUGCCACGGCGAACCUUUGCCGCAAGUAUCGGCGAUAGCCGCGGGUCUUCAUGGAGGAAUGGGCAGGGUUAGGUCUAUUGUUCCGUGUGAGAAUUUUCUUAAACGGGAACGAAAGCUGGAGGGAGUCUUCGCUGUCGGUGCCAGCGCGGUACCGGAUGCGGCUCCCAAUGAGCGACCCGUCGGCCUGGUACAGACGGUCGAGCUUGUGGUUCUGAUUGUGCUAUGGUACAUCUUCAACAUAUUUUUCAAUAUCUAUAACAAGCAGAUCUUGAAGGUCUAUCCUUUCCCAGCGACCAUCUCUGCAUUUCAGUUUGCCUUUGGAAGCAUCUUCAUAUUCAUCAUGUGGAGCACUAACGUUUGUAAAAGACCUAAGAUAUCUACUUCACAGCUUUCAACAAUCCUUCUAUUGGCUAUUGCCCACACACUAGGCAAUCUUUUUACUAACAUGAGUCUGGGAAAGGUUGCUGUUUCUUUCACGCAUACAGUUAAAGCGAUGGAACCCUUUUUCUCGGUUCUGUUCUCUGCCUUGUUCCUAGGAGAGCUACCUUCUAUCUGGAUUAUAUCUUCUCUUGUGCCGAUUGUUAGUGGUGUUGCACUGGCAUCCCUCACUGAAGCAUCAUUUAAUUGGACUGGAUUCUGGAGUGCAAUGGCUUCUAAUGUUACCAAUCAAUCACGGAAUGUUCUAAGCAAGAAACUCAUGGCUGAAAAUGAGGAAACUCUAGACAAUAUCUCAUUGUUCUCCAUCAUUACAAUUAUGUCUUUCUUCUUGACAGUGCCUGCAACUCUAUUUCUUGAAGGUUUCAAGUUCACACCAGCUUAUUUGCAGCCUACUGGUUUGAGCCUGAGAGAAUUCUAUGUCAGAUGUUUCCUUUCGGGUUUCUGUUUUCAUGCUUAUCAGCAGGUCGCAUACAUUAUAUUGGCUAGAGUAUCACCAGUUACCCAUUCAGUAAGCAACUGUGUCAAGCGUGUGGUAAUCAUUGUAUCUUCAGUAAUCUUCUUCAAGACUCCCGUGUCACCUAUGAAUUCUCUUGGAACCGCUGUAGCAUUAGCAGGUGUUUUCCUGUACUCGAGGCUGACUAGAAUUAAACCAAAAGCAGAAUGAAGAAAUCUAUGAUUAUUCUCAUUUAUUCAGAGCAUGAUUCCUAUAUCUUUCAGAUGAUUUCAUUCUUUUGCUGUCGCCUUCACUCUCCCAGUUCAAGUAUGGAUUGCUUCUACUUCUUGUCUUUGGGAUUUGAAAUUCUUCUGCGCAGCAGAACUUGCCUUAGGAGAAUAUAGAAUAUAGAGUUCAGGUUUGUUUAAUUGAAUAUAGCUUUAGUCUGAAAAAUGCUUGUCAUUGAUAAUAUUUUAUGUUUAUGUUUAUGCUUAGCAGUGCUAUUUUUGUCAAGUUUUUUCAAACCUGCUUUUAUUUGGGACCUGUAUGAUUGCUAUAAAUUAAACAUGCUGAAGUUAAGGAAGUGGCACUCCAUAGUUCAUGAUGUUUAGUUGAGCAAGAUGUGAAAGAGU
This is a messenger RNA of Phalaenopsis equestris, 1850 nucleotides long. RefSeq names its product phosphoenolpyruvate/phosphate translocator 1, chloroplastic-like. Lineage: Eukaryota; Viridiplantae; Streptophyta; Magnoliopsida; Asparagales; Orchidaceae. The record is from RefSeq and is a predicted model, not a curated record. Gene Ontology annotation, molecular function: antiporter activity. Gene Ontology annotation, biological process: transmembrane transport. The coding region runs from base 241 to 1449 and encodes 402 amino acids. Gene Ontology annotation, cellular component: Golgi apparatus; membrane. The transcript has 9 exons.